UGCGAACCAGUUUUGCCGGAGAAGAUGAGCUAUGAGAAGGAGCAGCCAAGGGUGGCGGCGGCCGGAGGAGACAGAAUAAAACUAACCAUCGGGGAAGCUCUAGACGCGACGGUCCAUACAGUAGGCGACAAGCCGGUGGAGCAGAGCGACGCAGCGGCAAUACAAGCGGCUGAGAUGAGGGCGACCGGCAGGCACGAGAUAACACCAGGUGGACUGGCGGCGCUAGCGCAGAAAGCGGCGGCUUACAACAAGGGAUGCGUGAGGGAGGAGGACAAGAUCAAGAUGAGUGACAUCGUAUCGGGUGCGACGGUGAGAUUGCCGGCGGAUAAGGAGGCGACACGGCAAGACGCCGUGGAAGUGGUGAGUGCAGAGCUGAGGAACAGCACUAAUGUGUCGACCACUCGGGGAGGUGUGGCGGCUUCGGUGGCCGUCGCCACCAGGCUCAAUGAGAAUCCGAACUUCCAGUAA
Molecule: messenger RNA, 468 nt
Organism: Prosopis cineraria
Lineage: Eukaryota; Viridiplantae; Streptophyta; Magnoliopsida; Fabales; Fabaceae
Product: late embryogenesis abundant protein D-34-like
Exons: 1
Coding region: 25-468 (147 amino acids)
Source: RefSeq, a predicted model, not a curated record